Molecule: messenger RNA, 3221 nt
Organism: Brassica rapa (field mustard)
Lineage: Eukaryota; Viridiplantae; Streptophyta; Magnoliopsida; Brassicales; Brassicaceae
Product: E3 ubiquitin-protein ligase ATL6
Source: RefSeq, a predicted model, not a curated record
ACCAUGAAAGAGAUUUUAGCAUACAUUAAUACAAAUAUAGAAUGUGGUUAAAUUUUUUAAAACAAUACUAAAUAUUAUAGGUUUCAGUAUAUAAAGCAUUUUCCAAAAACUCAAUAUAUUCAUAGGGGGUUGGUUAACACAUAGAUUUUGAGAAAAUUUUAAAAAAUAUGACAAUGUUGUUUUAAUGCAUAGUUGCAUCAUUCACUAACAUAUGAUGAUGUUCGAAUAUGUUUGGAGCCUUCGUUGUCUCCGCUUUUCAAGAAAUUAACGAUUUUAUAGUGGUUAUUCCACUGAUUUAGCGAGUAUUAUAAAAGUUUACUAAAUUAAUUGAUAAAAGAAAAUUUAACGAUUCUCAUGUACCACGAAAGAGAGUUUAACAUAUAUUAAUACAAAUGUAGAAUAUGGUUAGAAAUUUUAAAACAACAUUAAAAAGUAUAAGCUUCAGUAUAUAGAACGUUUAACGUAAAACUCAACAUACUGAUGAACUUCAAAAAAUUCAAAAAAAUAUAUGUAAUAAUAUAUGAUGAUGUUUAAAGAAGUUUGGAACUUUUGUUGUCUCCAUUUCUUUAGAGAAUAGCGAUUUUAUAAUGUUAGUCCGAUAAUUUAGGGAGUAUAUUAAUUUAUAAAAAGAAAAUUUGAACGAUGCUUAUGUACCAUAUAAGAGAGUUUAGCAUACAUUAAUACAAAUGUAGAAUGUGGUUAAAAAUUUUAAACAACACUAAAGAUUAUAGACUUUGGUAUAUAAUGCCAACAUGUACUAAGCAAAAAAAUGAAGUUGCUAAAUAUGCGUCUAUCUCAGCGUAUUAAUAUUACAUCAAACAUUCUUUUUUAGGGUUUGAACACGAGGGACAUAGUCAAUUAAAGCAUUAAGCUUCACAUAACUCAUUUGAUUUUCAAGGAAAAAGGUUUCUUUUUUUUCAGAGGAUAUCAAGAUUGUCACAAACACGUAUGUAGUUAAGUUUCUCGACUGGUAGUAAGAGAUGCAUUCUGUCUUUACUUCCUGAAAGUCCCUGUUGGCGACUCAGUCUAAAAUAAUUUAGUUUAAAUUUCAAGUCAGCGCUUCUUGUUCGACCCAUCAUGAGAAGUAUGACCAUAAAUAAAGCCAACACCAACCACAUCGAGCUUUUGUGGUAUAAUCUAUUUCUUUUGUUGAAAAAAAACAAAAAUACUAUUUUGUGAAGGCAUAACUUGCUAAUGGCCUAUAAAUUUUCGUGUCUAUUCUAUUUAACCGUGGAACCCGAUUCAUCAGUAGCUUUGUCGUCUCUUAAAGUCUCUUUUCAUUUCUUUUACUUGAGUGGCAAAUAGAUUCCUGGCUCUUUCAAAAUUACAAGAUACGCGUCAAGAAAUCUAAAUGGAAAAAGCUUUUCUAUAAGGGAACACCCAAUAAUUUAUGAAAACGAGUCCUUAUUCUGGCAUCUCUAUAUAAAAGAGAUUCUAUAUGUUGAAAGUUGAAACUUUUCACACUAAACAAAAAAUUCAUUCCGCGACAUCCAAUAAAAUGAAAAGAAUAUAGUUAAUUCUUCAAAUGAUUAAAAUCAUUAGAUGUAGGUUAAAAUGUUAUGUUAAGCAUCAACAGUAAUUUAUUUUACAUAAUCCCGAAAAUGUGCUAGUUAAAGGAAAAUAAGAAACUAAAGAAAGCUUCAGGCUCUCACAAAUCAUAAAUACACUGGCUAUCUAUAUAUAUGUUGCAUGUUGUAUUGCUGUUUCACAUCAAUAUAUGAUUGAUUAUACGAAUUACACUUAACUAAAGAAAUGUAAUUCAUUGAAUGGACGAAGCUUCUUAAUGCCACGUGGAACUCAGGGAUGAACCAGUUGCUGACAUCACUAUAACCCAUCCCUUCGUCGCUGCUUCAAAGCUCUUUUUUUACGCUAUAAUAAUAAACUCACUGUCUUCUUCUCUAACCAAACAACAAACUCAGGAACACAAAAGCAAAACAUGAGAAGAUCUGAUCACGCUUUCUCCGGCGUUUUACCGGUUGUUUUCUUGUGUAUAUUAUCAGCUGCGGAGCUAGUAGCGGGUCAAGGACAGCCCGACCAGAGAAAUGAAGUGUACAGCUACGGCAAGAUAAGUCCAGCCAUGGCAGUGAUCGUCGUGAUCCUCAUCGCUGCUCUCUUCUUCAUGGGCUUCUUCUCCAUCUACUUCCGCCACUACUCCGCCCUACCCGACGCCGCCGUUUCCCCAGCCGGCGGAGCUAGACCCAGAGGAGUCUUCAACGCGGCGGUGGCACGUGGACUCGACGUCUCCGUAGUGGAGACUUUCCCGACGUUCGUGUACUCCGAGGUGAAGACGCAGAAGCUGGGGAAAGGUCAGUUGGAGUGUGCCAUUUGUCUGAACGAGUUCGAAGACGACGAAACGCUGCGUUUGGUUCCCAAAUGCGAUCACGUGUUUCACCCUCACUGCAUCGGUGCAUGGCUCGAGGCUCACGUGACUUGUCCGGUUUGCAGAGCGAAUCUCGCUGAGCAAGUGGCUAAAGACGAAUCGGUCGAACCGGAUGUUGAGUUACAGCAGGUGGUGUUGAAUCCCGAACCGGUGGUUAUUGCUCCGGUACAGGAACAAUCGGUUACGAGUGAGAUUGAUUCGAGGAGAUUGCCUGGAGUACCGGUGGAUCUUAAACGAGCCAAGUUCUCGAGAUCGCAUACCACGGGACAUUUGGUGGUUCAACCUGGAGAGUGUACCGAACGGUUUACUCUCCGGUUACCGGAAGAUGCGAGGAAGAGGAUGAUGGCGAAUUGGAAGCUAAGCCGGUCGAAUAGUCUUCUUGUUCUAUCUAGAGGAGGGAGCUCGAGGAGAGGUAAACCGAUCGACCGGUCAAGGGCUCGGUCUGAUCGAUGGUUAUACCGUAAAACGUCCUCGUUUCUGUGGAGGAGUCGAGAUGAUGGUUCGAUUAAGCUAGGUGGAACCGGCAGCGUUCGAGCCAAUGCUGUACCGAAUUCAACCGGUGAUUCGGUACGAUCAGACCGGUGGGCUAUUCUUAGAAACGCGUCGUUUUUAUGGAGGAACUCCUCGGUACAGGGAAGGAAGGACAAGGAAGGAACUUCGGUUAAACCGCCCGGUACAGGUGGCUCAACUAGCGGUUCGGAUAGAUUACCGGUUUAAUUGACUUUUAUUUGUAGACGGAAGUACUAUUUUCACAUCUUUUCCAUUUUGUGUGUUGUAUGGAAAUUGUAAAUAAAAAACGAAGUACAUUUCCCUAAAUUUUAUUUGAAUUAAAUUUCUGUAA